AUGGCGGAUGGGCCUCUGAAAAGAAAUUUGCCAGUGUACUUGGCUCCUUGGAGGGCUUCUCCGUGCGUCUUUAGAUCCUCCAAAUCAGAACUCAAGCCAAAUAUAGCCAGUGAUGGAGUUGUGUGUGCUCCACUUCAGACAUUCACUGAAGAGGAGACAAUGCUGAAAAAUAUGGUGACAAAAUUUGCUCAGGAACGAGUUGCACCUUUUGUGCAAAAAAUGGAUGAGGAUUCGAAAAUGGAAGACUCUAUAAUACAGGGAUUGUUUGAACAAGGGCUGAUGAGUAUUGAUCUUGGGGAAGAAUAUGGAGGAACUGGAGCUUCUUUUUUUUCAAUCAUAUUGGUGGUAGAAGAAUUGGCCAAAGUUGAUCCAGCUGUAGCUCUUCUAUGUGAACUCCAAAAUACGCUAACAAAUAAGUUGUUCGUGACGUAUGGCACAGAAGAACAAAAAAGAACUUACUUGCCCAGAGUCGCUAAAGAUACAAUAGGCAGUUUCUGUCUUUCGGAGGCUGGAGCUGGCAGUGAUGCUUUUUCUUUGAAGACUCGGGCUGAAAAGAAAGGAGACUACUAUAUUAUCAAUGGCUCAAAGAUGUGGAUUAGCUUAGCAGAACACGCAGGAGUUUUCUUUGUGAUGGCAAAUACAGAUCCGUCCUUAGGAUACAGGGGAAUUACAUGCUUCAUAGUAGACCGCAACACAGAGGGACUGCAUGUGGGAAAGAAGGAGGACAAGCUUGGAAUCAGAGCAUCUUCCACCUGCCCAGUAACAUUUGAAAAUGUUAAGGUUCCUGAGACCAAUAUCCUGGGAAAAGUUGGACAAGGCUAUAAGUACGCAAUUGGAAUGCUGAAUACCGGCAGAAUAGGUAUUGCUGCACAGAUGUUAGGACUGGCACAGGGGUGGAGAGUCCAGUUUGGGAAAAGCGUAUUCGAUUUCCAGGGGAUGCAACAUCAGAUAGCUCAGGUGGCCACGCAGUUGGAGGCGGCGAGAUUGCUGACCUACAACGCAGCUCGUCUUGCAGAAACGGGAAGGCCAUUCAUCAAGGAGGCAAGCAUGGCCAAAUACUACGCUGCUGAGGUUGCAACACUGACAACUAGUAAAUGUAUUGAAUGGAUGGGUGGCGUUGGAUUCACAAAAAACUAUCCAAUAGAAAAGUACUAUCGUGACUGCAAGAUAGGUACAAUAUAUGAAGGAACUUCAAAUAUCCAGUUGAGCACCAUUGCAAAAAGCUUAGCACAGGAGUACUGA
This is a messenger RNA of Charadrius vociferus (killdeer), 1242 nucleotides long. It is a transcript of the gene ACADSB, whose product is annotated as acyl-CoA dehydrogenase, short/branched chain. Gene Ontology annotation, cellular component: mitochondrion. The record is from RefSeq and is a predicted model, not a curated record. Gene Ontology annotation, molecular function: acyl-CoA dehydrogenase activity; flavin adenine dinucleotide binding. NCBI's taxonomy places the organism in Eukaryota, Metazoa, Chordata, Aves, Charadriiformes, Charadriidae. The transcript has 11 exons. Bases 1 to 1242 code for a protein of 413 amino acids.